AGCGAGGAGGACGACGAGGAAUCCCGACAUCACCUCUACCUGGGCAGAAAGAUGCAGGGCGAGGGCACCGCCGCCCCCGCGGUACCCACCGGGCUGUCCGGGUGCGCCGGCGAUGACGGCGACGAGAGCUCGAGUCCGUCGCCGAACAGCAGCCUCCUGAACAAUCUCAACAACAACUGUAACUCGAACCGUCAAUGCGCAACCGACUUCAGCAUCGCUGCGAUCAUGGCACGGGAUUCACGUCAGCAGCAGCAGCAACAACAACAACAACAACAACAGCAACAACAGCAGCAGCAGCAACAGCAACAACAACCACAUCAUCAUAAACAUUCACAGCAGCAAGCCGUCGGAGGAGGCAAGUUGCAUCAACACGAAAGGGAAGCCAGCGGUUCUGGGGUCGCACGCGGUGCUCCGCCGAUUUCGGAGACAGUUAGUCCGGAGGACGAACCGGAAACGGACGAUACCGGAAGCACGAGUGGAAAUGGCGUCUCGCCGGUGGUGAAUCCUCUGCUCCAGGAGCGUUCGAAUUGCGAGGAGCUGAGGCACGUGGUGUGCCAUCUCGAGACCAAGGAUCUUUGGGACAAAUUCAACGAGCUCGGGACGGAGAUGAUCAUCACAAAGACCGGCAGGCGGAUGUUUCCGACGUGUCGUGUCUCAUUUAACGGACUGAAGGCGGACAGCCGAUAUGCGGUCCUGAUGGACAUCGUGCCGGUCGACAAUAAGAGAUAUCGGUACGCAUAUCACAGGAGCUGCUGGUUGGUGGCCGGAAAGGCAGAUCCGCCGGCGCCAGCCCGGCUCUACAUCCAUCCGGAUUCGCCUUUCACGGGCGAGCAGCUCCGAAAGCAGGUCGUUUCCUUCGAGAAAGUCAAGCUCACCAACAACGACAUGGACAGGCAUGGGCACCUGGUCCUGAACUCCAUGCACAAGUACCAGCCGAGGAUCCACCUGGUGAAGCGGCCGGACUCGGGCACGGCGAAGCAGAUCGUGGACCUGGAGAAGGAGCCGCACAAGACCUUCAUAUUCCCGGAGGCCAUAUUCACCGCUGUCACCGCCUAUCAGAAUCAGCUCAUCACGAAGCUCAAGAUCGACAGUAAUCCGUUCGCCAAGGGCUUUCGGGACUCCUCUCGUCUCACGGACUUCGAAAGGGAGACCAUGGAGUCAAUGCUGGCAGAACAGCAAUCGCUGAGGUUUCCGCAUCGGCUGCCCUUUGAGGUGGAGCAGCUCCAAGCGGGCGCCGUGAGCAAUCUCAGCCUCGAAGAGAAAGCUUUGUGGGCCGCGCGUUCUCAAAUGCUGCUGAGGGCGGCGGCGGCCGUGGCUGCCAGUCCUUACGCCCAGUUGGUCAACCCCGCUCUGGUCGCCUAUCCGGGCGCCUCGGCCGCGGGCACUAGCCAUCAGCAGCAACAGCAUCAGCAACAGCAGCAGCAGCAGCAACAGCAACUGGGCCACUUCUGGUGGGCCUCGUCGCUCGGAUCCACUAUCUUUGCAGCGGCGCAUCACCAACAGCAGCUGGUCGCGUCCAGCUCCCAGCAGAACCCGUCGGGCCCGGCGGCCCCCCGGCCGCUCUACCCGUCGCCUCUUGCCCUGGGCCAUCACCGAUUCUCGCCCUAUCACACGGCGACCGUCCCCAAGUCCUCGACGCCGGCUGCGCCGUCGCCGUCGCCGUCCAGAAGGGCGACCCCGUCGCCCACGGAUAGUCUCAGCAGGGAGGCCCAAGACCUCUCGCCCUCGUAGUCCCUUGUGGCUUCAUUAGGGAAACAAUGGUUCACGAUUUUCUCGUGAAGGGACUCUAGAAGGAGUUUGAAAUAUUUUACUAAGACUGCGCGACGAAAGCUGGUUUUUCCUCAUUCAGAAAUAGGAGAUUCCGCGCAAUUGGAUCGCGAAUUGCGUUGUGACUUUUUUAUAGAGGAAUCUAAUUCCUCUCCAUGUGAUGAAAGUCUCCUUUUCUCGACUUAGACCGAAGCGUAGCGAUUAAUUCGCCUUGCAAUAAUUCGUCUUCUUUCACGGAGAACUGACGAAGAUUUGUGCGCGCGGUGAAAGUCGAUUUCCAUCGUAUUAUCUUUACUUCAAGUAAUUCUUAUUUUUUUUAGAUUUCGGAGAAUUUUUAGCAGUUAUAGAAUGUUCUCAUUAGAAGUGCAAUAUCUAUCGUAAUUAUUAUCUAUAUUUUCUUGUCUUUAUUAUAUUAUUAAGGAGCCGGUCUCCAUUCCAUUAGAAUACAAGAUGAACGAGCAUUCUCACAUUCGUAUUAUGGAUGCGUAACAAAGCAAAUCGUUACGAAAUGUUUGCGCGAACGGGGAUCGAUUUUCGUCGCGCGGCGUCGCACGGCGUCGAAAGGCGUCAGGAGGAGGUCGCCGCGUGUCCGCGGUUUCGACGAAACGUACAGAAUCCGGCGUGAAUAGCAACGAUAAUUGUGCGGUGUCAAAGGUUCCCGAGUUGGCCACGGCGAUUUGUCGCUCUCCGUCUUUCUAUCGUGCCGCGAAGACGAUGCGGAGGAAAGAAAACGUAAAGCUCACGUUCUCCGAGAGUCUGAAUGCUCUCUCGGCUGAACUUUCGACCUUUGGCGGGCAUGGUGGCAGGCGCAGGGGACCCGAGCCGUCUCACGUGACUCGGCGAUUCCGUUGUCUCCCGACUGAACCCUGGGAUCGAGAGGAGCACACGUAUCUUUGCCUUGAUCAGCGAUUGGAAGCGAUAGGGCCGCCGUGAUCCUGGUAGUCAGGAUGCACCUAGGGACGCACUUUGAAAUCGAUAAGAAUAAAAGAAUUGUCGUCGCGCAAAAAUUUGUUACACUUUCAGAAGAUGCUGGCAAUAAGAGAUUUUCAAGCUUAAUUUUCAUUCAUUCUGUAUGUUUUAUUCUAAUACAUGUAUCUUGCAGCACCGUAGGUUGAUCACCAAGACUGCUUUCAGUGAAGGAACUGCGAUGAUACGCCAAAUCGGAUAGCAUGAUUUCUCAAGCGGAAAUAUUUUCGUUAUGCACCCCAUAUAUUUCCAUGUUUCGUUUGUUCAUUUUGUAGUCGCGUAUUUUUGUACGCAAGAAACACGGUUACGUCAUUUCGAGGUCGAACUGCCGCAAAGAUGAUCUUCGGUGGAUCGCACGCGCGAAGAAUACAAACGGAUUGUAAAUAUGUAACCAUGCUGGUUCUAAAGGCGGCAUAAUUGCCGUACAUAAUACACGUAUAUGCAUCUUUAAGGGCAACUAAGCUGUACGGCGACUAAAGUCUACUUGUAUAUAGGUAUACAUAUAUCUACUUGCGAUAUAAGAUAAUUACGCCUCUAUCUCUUGUAAUAUAAGCUGUAUAUUUCGUAUCACGAGCUAUUGUUAUCGUUAUUUAUGUUUCGAUUCCAUACUUCGACGCGGAGUGGGCGCGAAGUGAGCGCGCUGGACGCGAUGCGUUUCGACUGAAAGUACCUAUACGAACCUUCGAUAAGUCGUUCAAGGAAGACCGAGAACUUCGACAUCCGAUUCACGUUUAAGUUGAGCGUAAAUGAGAGGUUGAAGAAUUAGGAUCAUUAAGGAUCUCCGAGCGACACUUCGCGCGUUCUCCGCGAACACCUAAAGGAUUAUUAUCGCCGCGGCGAUUAGUGUUAGUGUAGAGCGUUAUAUUGUUAAUGCUUGUGUUGUGAGGAACGCAUACACCUAUUGCUGUGCAAGCUGCUCCCUUGUAAAUAAACCCUAAUAAACUUCUUGUA
Temnothorax curvispinosus is the source of this 3684-nucleotide messenger RNA. Its product is annotated as T-box transcription factor TBX20-like. NCBI's taxonomy places the organism in Eukaryota, Metazoa, Arthropoda, Insecta, Hymenoptera, Formicidae. The transcript has 6 exons. Gene Ontology annotation, molecular function: RNA polymerase II cis-regulatory region sequence-specific DNA binding; DNA-binding transcription factor activity, RNA polymerase II-specific. Bases 52 to 1731 code for a protein of 559 amino acids. The record is from RefSeq and is a predicted model, not a curated record. Gene Ontology annotation, cellular component: nucleus. Gene Ontology annotation, biological process: cell fate specification; heart development; regulation of transcription by RNA polymerase II.